This is a messenger RNA of Oryzias melastigma (Indian medaka), 2262 nucleotides long. It is a transcript of the gene arsb, whose product is annotated as arylsulfatase B. Lineage: Eukaryota; Metazoa; Chordata; Actinopteri; Beloniformes; Adrianichthyidae. The coding region runs from base 256 to 1818 and encodes 520 amino acids. The record is from RefSeq and is a predicted model, not a curated record. The transcript is spliced from 8 exons.
AUUCUUUCCUUUCUCGUGCUUCCAUACCUCACGUGACCGUUCUUCGUUUCCGAGCAUCUGAUUGGCUGUCGCGGUGGAGGCAGUGUUUUCAACCUGAUACACACGGAAGUGACUUUUUCCAGUCACAAGAUGAUUUCCUUUAAAGCUGAUAUUUCCUUCCACUAAGAUAGACUGUGUCUGUGCUUCAAUUUAUGCUCUUUUUCUGUCUGAACGACUUCCUUCUUUAACUUUUUUGUACCGCGCGCGUGCUUACAGAUGAGUGGUCAAAGUCGCGCGGUCAACUGGAUGAUGACCGCGGCGAUCGUCGCCCUCCUCCCGGUGACAUCAGCAGCCCCGCAGCCGCACGUCGUCUUCAUCAUGGCGGAUGAUUUCGGCUGGAACGACGUGGGCUACCACGACUCCGAGAUCAAGACCCCGAACCUGGACCUGCUGUCCGCCAAAGGCGUCCGCCUGCAGAACUACUACGUGCAGCCGCUGUGCAGCCCGUCCAGGAACCAGCUGAUGACCGGCAGGUACCAGAUCCACACGGGCAUGCAGCACCAGAUCAUCUGGCCCUGUCAGCCCUACUGCGUCCCUCUGGACGAGAAGCUGCUGCCUCAGCUCCUGAAGGAGGCGGGCUACGCCACCCACAUGGUGGGCAAGUGGCACCUGGGCAUGUACAAGAAGGACUGCCUGCCCACCCGCCGAGGAUUCGACUCGUACUUCGGUUACCUUCUAGGCAGUGAGGAUUACUACACGCACACCCGCUGUUACCCCAUCACCGCCCUAAACCUGACCCGCUGCGCGCUGGACCUGAGAGACGGCGAGGAGGUCGCCACGGCGUACAAAGGAGGUUAUUCCACCGAACUGUUCAGCCAGAGAGCCAUCAGCAUCAUCGGCAAACACAACGCCAGCCAGCCGCUCUUCCUCUACGUGGCGAUGCAGGCGGUCCAUGAGCCCCUGCAGGUGCCGGAGCGCUACCUGACCCCCUACGGUUUCAUCAAGGACGCCAGCCGCAGGAAGUACGCCGGCAUGGUGUCGGCCAUGGACGAGGCGGUGGGCAACAUCAGCCUGGCUCUGCAGCAGGCCGGACUCUGGGACAACACGGUGCUGGUGUUCUCCACGGACAACGGAGGCCAGACGAGAGCCGGCGGCAGCAACUGGCCCCUGAGGGGGAGGAAGUGGACGCUGUGGGAAGGGGGCGUCCGGGGAGUCGGGUUCGUCAGCAGCCCGCUGUUGGAAAAGCCCGGAACCGUUAACGACGAACUCAUGCACAUCUCUGAUUGGCUGCCCACGCUCGUGGGGCUGGCAGGAGGCAGCACCAACGGGACCAAGCCUCUGGACGGGUUCAACAUGUGGAACACCAUCAGCAAAGGCUUCGCCUCACCCAGACUGGAGCUGCUGCACAACAUUGACGCUCUCUAUGACGACACCUCUCCAUGUCCUGGCAGGCACCAACAGUUAACUUUGGCUCAGGGGUUUAGAGGAGAACCCUGGGCCAGAUCCAGCUUCAAUGUGUCCAUUCACGCCGCCAUCCGAUACGUGAAUUGGAAGCUGCUGACGGGAUACCCAGGUUGUCCUACUUGGUUCCCCCGACCAGAACACAACGACUCUGAGUCCAGUUCCCCCGGGGCAGACCCCCUGAAGCCCGUGAUGCUCUUCGACGUCCAAAAAGAUCCAGAGGAGAGAAAUGAGGUGUCGGCUCAGUUCCCCGCCAUCGUCGACUAUCUCCUCAACAGACUUCAGUUUCAUCUGAAAAAUUCUUUGCCCAUAAACUUUCCCGACGAUGACCCCAGAUGUGACCCGGGGCCCUCUGGAGCCUGGGGUCCAUGGGCUUAGAUGAAGAGGACAGUGGUUCUGUACCUUUUUAUGUACUGCACUUUUUAAUAACAACAGGGAAUGUACUUUUUAAAUUCUGUUGGAUCAUUUGAAACUUGUUUACUUUUGCCGAAUCCCAGAGUAUCAUGUUUACGAUCUUUUUUUUUUUUCGAGUGAUUUGUUCUUCUCUUUUUUUGCUGCACAUGUUGCCAUGUUUUCUCUUUCAGGUUUUGGCACCUCAUUAAUCUGCUUUUCAGAAGCAGCAGGCGUGGGAAUGCUCCACAAACAACACGAGGAACAAACGUAUUUAUCCAGAAGGAAACUAAACCCUGAUGUGAUUCCAGAAUGUGGAUUUGUUUAUGGACCAGAAUGGAAAGAGUUUAUGAACAUUUGAAAUGCUUUAUUUUUUCUAAUAAAUCAACUUCAGAUUUUGUUUAAAAAAAUAAAUGUGAUUAUAUUUUAUAA